GUGAGGAAACAAGGGCCGGAAGCUCCAACGCCGCCACGUUCCCGGUACCGCCAGCGGCGCGUUUUAGUUUCGAUUCUCCGGGGUGGCCGACUGUGCCGGGGAAGGAGCGGAGCCCACUUGCUGCAAGGAAACGAAAGCGGAGCAGCAGUGCUUCCCGCAGACGGAGGAGUCUCCCGCUCGGAGCCAGUCGUCUGCACCGGAGGCUCCGCCGCUCUUUGCCCGGACUUGUCCGAAGGGAGAAGCCGCUGCCCACCAACCACUCCGGGGCGCCGUUUCCUAGCCCGUACCAAAAUGGCAGACAACCAAGCUGUUCCAAGAAUGUACAUGGCGAAACUUAACGAGUAUUGUCAGAGAAACCGUUUGCGAUUGGACUAUAAGGAUCUUGGUUUCGAUGGCCCACCUCAUAAUCCUGUAUUCACUGUAGCAGUUGAAAUAGAUGGAAAUCAAUAUAGCCAAGCAACAGGUAAAAGCAAGAAGGAGGCAAAAGAUCAUGCAGCAUUGUUAGCUUGGGAGUCCAUUGAACGAAGACUGCCAGCAGAUCCUGUUUUAAGACCACCACAGCAGCCGCUGCCUCCUCUGUCAUCAUCUCCAUCUCGGUCACCUGAGCCAGUUGCACAACGUAACUAUCUUGCCUUGCUCAAUGAAUAUUCAACGAGGAACAAAGUGGUGGUUCAAUAUGUUUUGGUUUCUAAAUCUGGCCUGGAUCACAUGCCAAAUUUUCACUGUGUCUGUAAAAUUGAUGGUAAAGAUUUUGGUGAGGGAACAGGAAAUAAUAAACAAACCGCAAAACGGAUUGCAGCCAGGCAAGCGUAUGAAAAGUUGAAUGACCAAGCUACUUCCAGGGCAGAAAGAAAUAGUUCUACAAAUAGUUCUAGAAAUCCAUCACACAGUAAUUCCCAAGAAUCGUCACCAGAGGCAUCUGGGACUGGUACAGACCGUGAUUCCAAUGGUAACCAAGCAGCUGACAAACUUGCUAAUCAGCUUGGUGCCAUACAGCUCAAUGAAGCUCCUCCAUCAUCUCUGCUCCUGGACGUACGAAACCACGUCGGUGCUGUGGAUGUCUUCCUCACCGGUCCACGCUGCUUUCAUCAGGUCAAGAGGUCCUCGCGGUUGUCUGCCGAACAACAGCUCGAAAGGACUGAAGCCGUGUUACAAAGUUUCAUUUCCACUUUUUUUUAUUUCCUAAGAAGAGAGACGCCACUGGCACCGAACUUUUCAAAGCUGAAUCGAAAGCAAAGCAAGUACACCAUCAAUGAAAAGUUUCUGGAAGAUUUUGAAGAUAUACAGAAAAUUAAAUCUGGUGGAUAUGGAACCGUUUUCAAGGCAAAACAUUUAAUUGAUGGUCGAUUAUUAGCUGUCAAACGAGUCAAGCUUCAUCUAGGAGAAGAAGAAUCAGAAAAGGAAGUACAAGCCUUAGCAAACCUUGAUCAUGAAUAUAUUGUUCGAUAUUAUAAUUGUUGGAUCGGGAAAGAUAAUAUCCUAUCGCCAGAGGAUAGUGAUAGUGAACAGAGGGUGGAAGCCGACUGCCUUUUCAUAGUGAUGGAAUAUUGUGAAGAGGGAACCCUUAAAAAUUGGAUUAGUAAGGAAAAUGCAAAGGAGAGCUAUCGUGAAGAUGUCAAAAUUAAAUUCCAGCAAAUAGUGGAAGGGGUAGCAUAUAUUCAUUCUAAAAACUUAAUUCAUCGAGAUCUCAAGCCAAUAAAUAUAUUAAUGUCUAGAGACAAUAAAAUAAAAAUCGGUGAUUUUGGGCUGGUAACCACAGGUGUAGAUGACCUUUCAUUACAGCGGACAGAAAAGAGAGGAACACCACAAUACAUGGCUCCUGAACAGGAGGGGAACACUUACGGAAAGGAAGUGGAUAUCUUUCCGUUAGGAUUAAUUUUAUUCGAAAUGCUUUACACAUUCCAAACUGAUCAUGAGAAACACAAGAUAUUAAAGAACAUAAAAGAAGGCAAAUUUCCAGAACAAUUUACAAAGGAGUUUCCAAUAGAGGCAUCCCUAAUUAAGAAACUCCUUUCAAAAGAGCCGUCUCAGAGACCAUCGGCAUCUGACAUUUUGCGUUUUUUAAGGAAAAAGCAGUAUAGCCCACACACUUGUUAACUAAUACCUGGCCAAACACAACUGCAGAAUUUUGGUCUAAAGGUAGUGGUUCCUUUUGCUGUUGCUAAUGUUGAAAAUCUCAUCUGAAUCAAAACUGUGGCGCAUGGACCCACCAAC
Lacerta agilis (Sand lizard) is the source of this 2214-nucleotide messenger RNA. It is a transcript of the gene EIF2AK2, whose product is annotated as eukaryotic translation initiation factor 2 alpha kinase 2. Bases 292 to 2097 code for a protein of 601 amino acids. Lineage: Eukaryota; Metazoa; Chordata; Lepidosauria; Squamata; Lacertidae. Gene Ontology annotation, biological process: protein phosphorylation. The record is from RefSeq and is a predicted model, not a curated record. Gene Ontology annotation, molecular function: ATP binding; protein kinase activity; double-stranded RNA binding. The transcript is spliced from 16 exons.